Betta splendens (Siamese fighting fish) is the source of this 5022-nucleotide messenger RNA. It is a transcript of the gene mical2a, whose product is annotated as microtubule associated monooxygenase, calponin and LIM domain containing 2a. The record is from RefSeq and is a predicted model, not a curated record. The transcript is spliced from 23 exons. The coding region runs from base 380 to 3679 and encodes 1099 amino acids. NCBI's taxonomy places the organism in Eukaryota, Metazoa, Chordata, Actinopteri, Anabantiformes, Osphronemidae. Gene Ontology annotation, molecular function: protein binding; FAD binding.
UAAGCCCGCUCCCCGCGGCCGCUCGGGGCCGCGUCGCCCUCGGAGCCCCGCCCUCACGCAGGCAGGGACGCCGCUGCGUGGCCGGCUGCGCGGCUGCCACAGGAGCGGGCACCACCGGCACAGCACAGGACCGGGUUUAACCAAAGGCACUGGGAGGAAGCAGUCGCGUAUGAGGCAUUAGAGUAUCAAAGAAAGGCUUCAACCAAACCUCAUGGAAGCUGGUCUCCUCCAGACACAUGGGUAAAGCAGGAAAUUCCCCCAUUCUGCUUUGAUGACUGGGCAUGACGGUGUGGGCCAAGCACAGGGUGUAGCCACAUCUGGCACAGAGCGCUGAAGUAAGCAGGAGCCUCGGCGCAGCGAGGCAUCCACAGCAGAGACGAUGGGAGAAGCAGAGGAGGAGCGGGAGAACGUGGCAAAGCUGUUUGAGAACUUUGUUCAGGCUCCGACCUGCAAGGGAGCCCUUCAGGCCUUCGGCGUCCUCUGCAGAACGCUGGACCUCGACCCCGCGGACCACGGCAGCUUCUACAGCAGCCUGAAGGCCAAGGUCACCUACUGGAAGGCCAAAGCCCUGUGGAGUAAGCUGGACAAGAGGAUGUGCCACAAGGAAUACAAAAACGGCCGCGCCUGUGCGGGCACCAAGUGCCUUAUCAUCGGCGGAGGCCCCUGUGGUCUGCGGACGGCCAUUGAACUGGCUUUGAUGGGCGCCAGAGUGGUGGUGAUUGAAAAGAGAGACUCCUUCUCCAGACACAAUGUGCUGCACCUCUGGCCCUUCACCAUCCAUGACCUCCGGAGUCUUGGGGCUAAAAAGUUCUACGGCAAAUUCUGUGCCGGGGCCAUCGACCACAUCAGCAUUCAGCAGCUGCAGCUGAUGCUCCUGAAGGUCGCCCUGAUUGUUGCCGUGGAGUUCCACAUCAACGUGGAGUUUGUCAACUUGCUGGAACCUCCUGUUGAGCAAGAUAACGAAGGGCCUGGGUGGAGAGCUGCAAUCCGACCUGCUGAUCAUCCUGUGGCUAAUUUUGAGUUUGACGUCGUGGUGGGGGCUGAUGGACGAAGGAAUACUUUGGAAGGUUUCAAGAGAAAGGAGUUCAGGGGUAAACUGGCAAUUGCCAUCACAGCUAACUUCAUCAAUAGAAACACCACAGCUGAGGCUAAAGUGGAAGAGAUCAGUGGCGUCGCUUUUAUCUUCAACCAGAAGUUCUUUCUGGACCUGAAAGAGGAGACAGGUAUUGACCUGGAGAACAUAGUCUACUACAAGGACAACACACAUUACUUUGUCAUGACCGCCAAGAAACAGAGCCUGCUGGACAAGGGGGUUGUCCUUAACGACUACAUAGACACCCAGAUGCUGCUGUGCAGUGAAAACGUCAACCAGGAAGCUCUUCUGUGCUACGCGCGCGAGGCUGCUGAUUUUGGCACCAACUACCAACUCCCCACGCUGGACUUUGCCAUGAACCACUGCGGCCAGCCAGACGUGGCGAUGUUUGACUUCACGAGCAUGCACGCCUCUGAGAACGCCGCCCUGGUCAGGGAGCGGUCGGGACACCAGCUCCUGGUAGCGCUGGUGGGCGACAGUCUGCUAGAGCCCUUCUGGCCAAUGGGGACGGGUUGUGCCCGAGGCUUCCUGGCGGCCUUCGACACAGCCUGGAUGGUAAAGAGCUGGGCCCAGGGUCGUCCGGUUCUGGAUGUGCUGGCAGAGAGAGAGAGUAUUUACAGGCUACUUCCUCAGACGACACCAGAAAACAUAGCAAAAAACUUUGAGCUGUACACCAUAGACCCUGGCACCCGAUACCCCAACCUUAACUCCUCCUGUGUCAGGCCUCACCAGGUUCGCCACCUUUACAUAAGUGGAGAGCUGAAACCCUGCUCUCUGGAGCGCGCUAUUUCCAUACGACGGCCUGUUAAUCUCUGCAGACAAGAGUCUGACAUCAGGCCUGCGAGACUUCUCACCUGGUGCCAGAAGCAGACCGAGGGCUACAGGAAUGUGACCAUCACCGACCUGGCGUCGUCUUGGCAGAGCGGCAUCGCCCUCUGCGCCCUAAUCCACAGGUUCAAACCCCAGCUGAUAGAUUUCGACGCAUUGAAUGAGGAAGACCAUUCUGCAAACCUCCAGCUGGCGUUUGACAUAAGCGAGCGAGAGUUUGGAAUCAGACCCUUCACGCCCAUGAAGGAGCUGGAUAAGACUGCAAUGAUCAACUUCCUGUCCAAGUUCUAUGAGCUGUUCCGUGGAACGCCUCUACCUGCGUCAGGUUCCAGAAGAGGAGAUGAAAACAACGAAGAUUAUCCACCUAAAGAGGUCCGGAGUAAUAAUGUGCUCAAUCUUGCAGUGCCCAGAAAACGGAUACCAAAGGAUGAAACGAGGUCGGACGAUGCAGACCCCAUCUACAAAAGGAGACGAAGGUUCUGCUGUUUAGAGGAGGCCACUAAUUUAUCCAGUAAUGGCUCCUUGGUGCAGGAAAGGACCGAUCCUAAGGAAAAUAAAGUGCGAUCGAUGGCUACUCGGUUACUGGCCAAAUUCGAAAGCACACCCAGCUACAUUCGGAAAACACAGUCAGACACUCAGUCCCUGCUGCAAGCCCUUGACCCGAGUGAGAGCCUACACGUUAACCUCAGGCCUCCACUCCCUCCUAAACCUCCUCCUGAGAUCCAGUUUGAAUUCAGGAUCAGAAAAGCAGAAGAACACUUAGUCCAUGUGCCACCAAAGACGCUGCCCAAACCCCAACCUCACCCUCAGCAUCCGUUUUCUGUAGUGAAGCUCAGACAUGUUGAUCAGACACAUGCUGAGGCAGAGCCCCAGCCUCAGUCUGAGAGCCCAGACCCCCCUCAUUCUGCCUCCUCCUGCCACUCAGCAGUCCAUUUCAUGUCAAGAGUCCUGCAGCGCCUCAGGGAGGUGGAUGAACACGUCUCUGAGAAAAGAGCUCAGGCACAGCAGACUAGAGAGUUUCACACAAAGAGUAUAAAGGAUAAAGCCGUUCACCUGAGCGAGUUGUUCUCAGGAGACAGCUCAGCUGUGCUCAAGGUCGGCUCUGUGCGACGGGCCUUCCCAUCGCCGGUUGACAAGUGCCAUUCCUGCGGGAGGCGUGUGUAUGUGGUGGAGAGGAUCAGUGCUGAGGGGCUCUUCUUCCACCGCGAGUGCUUCCGCUGUUCCACCUGCAGCUCCGCCCUGCAACAGGGAGCGCACGGGUUUGACUCUGAACACGGGAAAUUAUACUGCAAACUCCACUUAGAGCAGCGUAACAAUGGGAGGAACCAGCGGGGGAGUUUGUGUCCUUCCUCAAAGAGCCAUGGGCUUGAAGCUCAGGAACAUUGUGUUGCUGACAAAGACAGCUCCCGGUCCAGCAGCGCAGCAGAGCAGCAGAGUCCGCCUGCAGCAGGUACCUUCGCGUCUGUGAUGAGGAAGCGGCUGAGCUGGCCCCUAAAGCUGACUCGUGCUGUGUGUAACGCCCCCUGGUCUCUGUCCCAUCGCGUGUGCACUACAGCACAAGCUCUCACUGGCCACUUGAGGACCAACGUGCAGGACUAUGCAUUCCUCUACGAGCUGCUGAGCAUGAGUUUGCCUCUGCUGUUUGUUUUGCAAGAGGUGCUGCUGCAGAUGUACUCGGAGACGGUGCCUGACGGGCCCAGCUCCUUGCAGCCUGUGCUGCUGUGGCUGCAGGAGGAAAUCGGGCAGAGGCUCAUCUAGGACUCAGCGAAACCCAGCUGUUAAUGUUUAACACUGAAGAUUAGACCAAAAGCCAUUGAAUGCGUGGCUGGGCUGAGUAUUAGCUGAGCUGUUCCUCUCAUCAUAUCAUCAUAUCAUGUUGGGCUGUGCAGAGAUGACCUGCUGCUGCUGCUGAUGAUGACGACGACUGUCGUUUGCUUUUGCAGACGUCUGCCAUUUAGGCAGGAGACAGUUUGUCAGAAUAAAAGCUGCAAAAAAUAAUUUAGCCAUAUGUUUUUUAUUAUUUGUAUGGCACAGUACAGGGUUAAAACGGAUUAAAUGAGUGUUUCGUUAGUGGCUGAAAGGCAGAUUAAAGAAACGAUGCCACAGUUGCAUUAAAGAUGUGAGACUGCUGAAACGUAAAUGCUGUAGACUUUAUCUUUUACAUUUGACUGCCUUGGGAAAUGGACCCUGAUGUUAAUUGCAUUACUCAGGUUGUGACUAACUUGAUGCACUUUAAUUUGGGAACUGCCUUAUGGACGUAGCAGGAAACUGCCAGAACCGUGUUUUUCAUGUUUUUUUGACACAUGCCCUUUGAAUAUAUAUGUGUUUUACACAUAUGAUCAUGGAUGGACUCUGUUUUAUUUUGUACUCUGACUAGUAUGUUUACUUUGUUCAACUGGUAUCAUUUUUAUGAAUAACCAAAGAAUCUGGCACAGACGUUGAGGGUUUGGUUUUAGUUUGCUGCCAUCUACUGUCGAAUCUCAGAUACUAGCAUCAAGGCAAAUUGGAAAAAAAGCCGCUCAUUACAAAUAUUUACAUUGAGAGAAUUAAUUUCUAGAUCAUUUUGUGAUUGUAGACUGUAGCAGCUGGUGAGCGUGCUGUGCUGUGUUUGAAUGCGCCUGCCUCUCUUGCCAUAAUGUUAAAACAUGUUGGAAGAUGAACUCCCAAUGUCUUGGACUGGAAGCGAUACGGUUGCUCCCUGUUCACACACAGUAUCUAAUGUUGCUCAUGAAGCACUUUAGACCUGCAGAUCAUCUCUAUCUGCACAGUGACGUAAAAUAUUACAUCAGGUAUUAUCUGAAUUGUUUACAGCAUCAUCUGCUGGAUUUGCAAUGCAGGUUCGUGCUCUGUUACCUAAAGUUUCAUUCAUUUCAUUAAGUUAUUUAAUGAAGAGACUGUUUUGUAAUGAGCUACACUAAACUCCUGUUUUAUAGCAGUAAAUGUGGAAAGUUUCAGUGCUUGAGAAUUUUUUCAUGUGCACUGAAUGGAUUUGUGCAACAAAGGUUUUGUAUCUGUUGAACACGACAGCAGCUGUCAACACACACACCUUCAUAUGAAUGUCAGUAUUUCGCUUUGCUUCCAUAAACUGUUUCUACUUUGUG